AUGGCUGCCCCGUCGCAGGCCGGCCGCCGGUCAUUCGGAUUUGCCCUGCCAUUGGAUAAUGGCAACAGUUGGUCGAUUGCACAUGCGAAAUGCAUCGUCUACUCAAUGUGGGAAGCGGAGCUCACGUCGACAAGAUGCCAAUUUGGCCUCCUUCGAGCCUCACUGGUGUUCGAGUAUAGGAUUUUUCUGGAGGCAAUUGAGCCUCAAAAAUCCCCUAUGGUGGUUAUGUAUAAGAGUGGAACGACUCAAUCCGAACCGAGCGCAAAUCUUAAAACUCUCGAGGAGAACAGUCUACCGAAUAUGUCACACUCUAAAGCCAGCUCAAGCCAGAGCCUAGCAGAGUAUCCCACCGGAUCUACCCGUGCCGUUCCCUAUAGUGUCGAUCGCUACAUAGUCGAGUCAUCUUCCUGGACACAAUUGAGCCAAAGAACCAGUACUCCCCGCACGACUUACAACGACCUCAUGCAAUCAGACCUCGACAACCUAUUACAACAAGCUAAGCAACGGUCACGGACAAACCCGAAUUGA
Messenger RNA from Colletotrichum godetiae, 528 nucleotides. RefSeq lists its product as uncharacterized. The record is from RefSeq and is a predicted model, not a curated record. The transcript has 3 exons. NCBI's taxonomy places the organism in Eukaryota, Fungi, Ascomycota, Sordariomycetes, Glomerellales, Glomerellaceae. Bases 1 to 528 code for a protein of 175 amino acids.